This is a messenger RNA of Durusdinium trenchii, 594 nucleotides long. NCBI's taxonomy places the organism in Eukaryota, Dinophyceae, Suessiales, Symbiodiniaceae. The record is from the annotation of a GenBank genome assembly.
AUGGAGCCGCAAGCAUGGGACCCGACCAUCGAACCACGGCCCGUCCGCGAGGCGCGAGGGUUUGUGACCUGCCUUCGUCUGUCAUUGCUGAGUUCUUUCAGAAGAGGAAGGCGCCGGCGAAGCCAGCAGAUUUUUUUGCUCCCCUUGACGCAGCUCAAUGAAGAUCACUUUCAAGAAGCCGCGCGCACGGACCUGGCCGGUCAUCGCCACUGCAGUCAGAGGUUGGAUCCAUUUCUGCAGAAGGGCGCCAGGACUGCGCGUGACGGGCCACAGCGGCUGGGCGGCGGGCGCAGCCGCACGCGGGAGCUAUCGCCGAUCCAGGCUGCACAUGAAGCGACGUCCAAGAAGAAAGCCAUGAAAAAGGUCCGCGGCCGCAGGAAUAGCAUCUCAGUCGAAGCUCCCGCGGAACCGCGACCUGCUUCUGGGUUGGCACGACCUCUUGGGCGAGAUCCGCAGCUCCUCCCGCCGCCUGCGCUCCGCGCGCGGCGGUGCCCACGCCGAGAACGAGGUCCCUGCGCCCCGCGCGGCCUCGCCGCGGCCGGAGACGGCCGAGACCCGGCCGAGGACGGAAGAGAGUCGAGCGGGCACCGCUGA